AUGUCGACAGAAGAGGCAGUAUUCCAAUCAUAAGUAUUAGAUAAAAGAAUUGAUCUCACAUUUGAAUAAGAUGAGAAAUUGAUAAUAAUUGAAUUAAAUCCCCAAAUGGUUUAAUAAGAAUUAAAAGCUCAAUUCCAAUAAUUGAAUACAAUUAUUAUCAGAUACCUCGACUAUGCUCUAUAAAAUUGUCUGGAAAUUUAAUAUAAAAAACAUCAAUUGAUUAUUACAUCAUAAUAAGCAACUGUCAAACUUACUGAUAAAAGAAUUGUUAUGUUUACAAAUGAUAAAGAUCAGCUGGUGGAUACAUAAGGAAUAUGGAUAUAUUUGAAUAAAAACACCUUAGAUUUAAUGAUUGGAUAUGGGGAGGCAAGGAUAGAAACUUAGGUGUCUAUUUAUAAAAUGGAGUCAGUUCAGAAAAAUAUCAAGGCAAUCACAUCUGUUGUAAUUUGGCAAGAAUCCAUUCCCAUAAAUAUCUUGCCAAGUCUUAUGUAUAACCACAAGGGUUCUCUAAGACCAGUAAGGAUUCAUACGAAGGAUCAUUUUAUUCCCUCUCUUAGCGAGUCUAUCUUACAAAAUUGUUAAAAUAUUUUUCAAUUGAAUUAAGGAAAAUAAGCUAAGCAAUUGGCAGCUGAAAUUGAGGAUUUAUAUUAGUCAGCAUCCUAAGUUGAAUUGCAGAAAAUUGAAUAAUCAGAAAGCUCUUAAUAUCCUUAGAAGGGAGCUAGAUUCAGUUUAGGAGAGUUGAUUCAUCAUAGUGUUACAAUCCCAGGAUGCAAAUUAAACUAAAUACUCUAAAAGAAAAAAGCAACUGCUUAACAGAAUGGUUUAGAUCCCUAUAUGUCAUAUAUAAGGUUGGGCUUAGGCCAUUUUAAUAAAGAUUCAGCAGGUCAUUAAUUUGUCUUAGAAAUUUGGCCUUUCAAACAUUAUUCAUCUAUCCAUGAUCAUGCAGGAUAAUAUGGGUUGGUUAAGGUCUUAUAAGGAGUAAUUGAUAUAAGCAUUUAUGCAAUUUUAUCAAAUGCUAAACAUUUGAUGAAUCCGAUAAAAACGCUUACAUGCAAUCAAAAUGAUAUGACAUGGUUGUCUCCUAAACUAAAUCAAGUUCAUUAAUUAAAAAACUUCUAUCCAUAAACAACUAUAACUUUAUAAUGUUAUAAGUAUUCUCAAAAGAGUUAAAAUAAAGUUAAGAAUUUUGCAUAUGUUGCAAAUGAAUAAUAUAAAAAAUUUAAUCCUGUCUCAGAUUUUCCAGAUAUAGAAUUACAUUAAAUUUUUAAAGAAUUGGUUGCAGAAUAUUCUAAUCUGCAUACAUUAAAAUGA
Molecule: messenger RNA, 1311 nt
Organism: Paramecium tetraurelia
Lineage: Eukaryota; Ciliophora; Oligohymenophorea; Peniculida; Parameciidae
Exons: 1
Source: RefSeq, a predicted model, not a curated record